CAAUCUUCCUCAAAAUUAUCCGCUUGCUACGAACCGGGAGGUAAACGUGGACGUCCAUUGUCUGCAUCAGAGUUCAGCGGUGUGGAACAGAAUCACCAAAUCGCCCCGCUCAAUAGUCCCAUUGCCAAUUGGACACAAACGGAAUUAGUAACAACAAUAUAUUGUCCUAACACACAUGAAAUGGAUGAAAUCCCAACCACACAUACAAUAGCUUGUACUUGGGAUAGCGUUGUGAAGCUGAUCGAAGUGGCCUUCUCGAUGAGUCAGUACGACGUAUUUAUUGCUUUGCUGGUCCCGACUAUGAAAUUGCUACAAGAUUUUCUCACCAGCAAUACUGAGCAGACUGGUAAUGCGGAAAUGGCCAAAUCAAACUUUAAAUUGUUGAAUUUGAUGCGUGCACUGUACACGUACCAGCGGCAGCAACGAGCCAGUCUGUCCGCAAGGGAAGCGCAAAACCCGGCACUGAAGCAAAUCAUCGGGGAUGACAGUUUGUCGGUGAGAUCGCGCAACCCCGGCUUGAUUCUCGAUUGCCUUUGGCAUUUGUGGGACUACGGAAAGACUGCAUUCACAAAGUUGUUGCCCGUGUUUUCUUCGAUCAAAAAUGACGGAUCAGCAUCGUUCUGGCGAAAUCAGCUGAUUGCCCACGUCUACCUGUUUCGUGUGAUACAGUCCGCAUUCGUUUGGUUGCAAUCAUCUGUGCAUGACGGAAUGUUAGUUGUUUACUGGGGAGCACAAUUUCUGACUGCCGUGAACCAGUUAUAUGACUACCAAAUUCAAGAGCUCUCCAGUGGUCAAGGCGAUCUGGAAACAUCGCGACUGCUCCUAGCUGCAUUGAAUAUGGAGGAGAGUGCAAUGUCCGAUGCGACAGAUGAAUGCUACGUUUCUCUGUGGAUCUCAAUUUGGGCAAGAGUUGGUACAAUGCAACGAUGGAUUAGACGUGUGAUUUCUUCACGCAUGGACCAACUUGCAAUGAAACUGUUUAAUGAACACCAUCCGGAGUCGGAAGCGGAAUAUCGCGAGUUGAGUGAGCUAAUUGUGGAAAGUUUGUGGUCUGAAGAAAUGGUCGCGUUCAAUCAGUUUGCACUUGAAUCGCAAAUGCUACAUGAUACAGCUAAAGAAACUAUGAAACAAGAACUGACAAGAAGUUUAGAAAAAUUGUUCUCGAAAUCCGUUGGUCUUUGUCGAAGGAAUUGGGUCGCGAAGGCCUUCUUUUACUGCCAGCUAGCUUUACACGAGCAGAAUUCAGAUAAGGCCACAAAUUUCCUUCAAAUGGCAGAAGAACUGCUCCUUAAGCCCGUAACUUGUCCUGUCGAAUGUGCAAAUACAUCGCUCCAUCAAACUAUGCUCCCGCAAAAAGUACGAAUUGAGCGUGAGUUGCCGAAAAGUCAGGAGGAUAGAUGUCCUCCUCCUCUGGUCAUCAGUCGCUCCGGUCGUUCUGUGACCCUGGAAACAAGAAGGUGGACACCCAAAUCCGGUCAGAAUAUGUGUAUCCAAGGUCGAUGCGUGAUCCGCAUAGACAAUCUGCGACCGGACGAAUUGUACGUGUUUGCAGUGGCCGCUUACGACGCCCAAGGUCGUCCACUUGGAUCCCAUCAGAACGGGCUGGGACAAUCGACGGAGCCGGUGCUGACGUGCAGUGAAUGGGACGAGCUAAUGCCACUCACCUAUCUAGUUGAAAGCGCCUACAAACGAAACAUGGUCAAUAUCGGGGACAAUGCAUUCCACGUACUGUGGUCUCGAUUCGUGAUGGAAAGUGUUCCCGUACGUCCCCAAUAUGGACCGGAUGCAAGUCCACUAACGCCGUUAAACAUUUACAAGCUGCGCAUAAUGGAAGCGCCCGGGUACACGCAAAUCCUCAAGAGUCGAAUGGCCUUGUGUGUGAUACUCCAUGCAAAACAUUCGAGCAUUUCGCUUCACAAACUUACCUUGAGUUGCAAUGAUAAAAUGUCCGCCGAGGGACAGCGAGCACGCAUACAACUUGCCAAUCGGCUAAUCAUCGGAAUGCAGAUCGCGGCAAUGGCUGGCAAAGCUGAUUUGUUUGUGAAGGCGGCGAGUUUGCUGGACGAACAAUUAGCACCGAUGAUACAGGAGAACGUGGCCAGUCCGGAACUGGCACAGGUAAUGAUGGAAUACAUGGUGGUGCUUGCUUUGCGUAACAAUCUGCAGAUGCUCCCCACAAUUAUGGGUCGUAUCACGGAUCGUGGUGUAUUCCUCGAACAGCUUGAAACUGAUCCGUCGAAAUACCUGCCAGACCCAUCCGAGCGUCAUUUGUCGGGUUCCGUAGUCAAAGUCAACCUAAAUCGUCCUAUGGAUCAGGUAUUGGCGGAACUGUCGAAACAUCCCAUACGCACACGAUUGUCGUUGACUGGCACGUUGGUGGUGGCCCGUGAUAUCGCGCAUGCAAAAAUUAAGUUUUCAUGGGAUUCGCAAACUCGAUCGUUCAAGUUUUCCAUUCCUUUCCAGAUAGCACCUUGA
Messenger RNA from Echinostoma caproni, 2475 nucleotides. NCBI's taxonomy places the organism in Eukaryota, Metazoa, Platyhelminthes, Trematoda, Plagiorchiida, Echinostomatidae. The record is from the annotation of a GenBank genome assembly.